Molecule: messenger RNA, 1758 nt
Organism: Ustilaginoidea virens
Lineage: Eukaryota; Fungi; Ascomycota; Sordariomycetes; Hypocreales; Clavicipitaceae
Exons: 5
Coding region: 1-1758 (585 amino acids)
Biological process (GO): spliceosomal complex assembly; protein phosphorylation; regulation of mRNA processing
Molecular function (GO): protein kinase activity; ATP binding
Source: RefSeq, a predicted model, not a curated record
AUGAACGGCGAUCAGGCGGGCGAGGCCGAGAAGCCGCCGGGCUUCGAUGCGACCGCGGACGAAAUCUCCAACGGCGCUGAUGGCUCGGCCAAGAAGCGCAAGAAGGACUGUCUCAAGCCCAUCGUCACCUCGGAGGGUACCGGGCUCGAUGCAUCGCAGAACACGAACAAGAACAAGAACAAGCAGCAAGACUGCAAACUCGAAUCACAUCAAUUGUCCUCCACGAUUCCCGGCUCGCCAUCGUCGUCUUCCGUCGAAGAUGCUGCCGAAAACACCGCCGAUGAGGAGGAUUCCGAAGACUAUUGCAAGGGUGGCUACCAUCCCGUUCAGGUCGGCGAAAAGUUCAAGGAUGGAAAGUACACCGUAGUGCGCAAGCUUGGUUGGGGCCAUUUCUCCACUGUCUGGCUGUCGCGGGACAACUCCAACGGCAAACACGUCGCUCUCAAGGUGGUGCGGUCUGCUGCCCAUUAUACCGAGACAGCCAUCGAUGAGAUCAAGCUCCUCAACCGCAUCGUCCAAGCCAAGCCCGACCACCCAGGCCGGAAGCACGUCGUCAGCCUGCUCGACUCGUUUGAGCACAAAGGCCCACACGGCACCCACGUGUGCAUGGUCUUCGAGGUGCUGGGGGAGAAUCUGCUGGGUCUGAUCAAGAGGUGGAACCAUAGAGGCAUUCCCAUGCCUCUGGUCAAGCAAAUCACCAAGCAAGUUCUGCUCGGCCUAGACUAUCUUCACAGGGAGUGCGGCAUCAUUCAUACCGACCUGAAACCCGAAAACGUUCUCAUUGAGAUUGGCGACGUCGAGCAGAUUGUCAAAAAGGUGGUCAAGAACGAGCCGGCGGAGAAGGAGAACAAUCGGAACGGCAGGAGGAGGCGCAGAACCUUGAUUACAGGCAGUCAGCCGCUGCCCUCGCCGCUGAACACGACCUUUACCCAAGCAAACCUAUUUCCCGGAACCGCGACGCCCAGCGUUGCCAGUGUGCUAGAUCAGGGCGCUAGUAAGACUGGCGAGUCGUCACCCAAGUCAACAGACGAGCCACAAAAGCAGCGUGAAAAAACCGCUGAUAUCCUUACCCGGGAAGUGUCCGGAAUCUCGCUCGAUAAGUCGAGCGAAUCCUCUGCCUCGACGGGCGAGAAGCGAAAAGCAGAAGAUGCCCACGCUUCCGACAUCAUUAGCGUCAAAAUUGCGGACCUGGGAAACGCGUGCUGGGUCAAUCACCACUUUACCAACGACAUUCAAACAAGGCAAUACCGGUCACCGGAAGUGAUUCUCGGAGCAAAGUGGGGUGCCAGCACGGAUAUUUGGAGCAUGGCAGCCAUGGUGUUUGAGUUGAUUACGGGCGAUUAUCUGUUUGAUCCGCAGUCGGGCACCAAGUACGGCAAGGAUGACGACCACAUUGCGCAAAUCAUUGAGUUGCUGGGACCGUUCCCUCGAUCUCUCUGCCUCAGCGGCAAGUGGAGCCAAGAAAUCUUCAAUAGGAAAGGAGAACUGCGCAACAUUCACCGACUGCGCCAUUGGGCACUGCCCGACGUUCUGCGGGAAAAGUACCACUUCAAGGAGGACGAGGCGAAGCGGAUAUCCGCCUUUCUGGUUCCGAUGCUGGAGCUUAUUCCGGAAAAGCGCGCCAACGCCGGCGGCAUGGCCGGCCACAGCUGGUUGGAGGAUACGCCUGGCAUGAAGGGUCUCAAGAUUGAGGGGCUAGAGGUGGGUGCAAGAGGAGACGGCAUCGAGGGAUGGGCCACAGAAGUGAGGAAGCGAUAA